Molecule: messenger RNA, 1653 nt
Organism: Peniophora sp. CBMAI 1063
Lineage: Eukaryota; Fungi; Basidiomycota; Agaricomycetes; Russulales; Peniophoraceae
Source: the annotation of a GenBank genome assembly
AUGCCGAGGAAACGUUCUGCUCGCGAUGUGGCGACUUCCGCGACUGUCGACGCGCCUCCAGGAGCGGCGACGGAUGCCCUUUUGGUCGCCAUCACUGAAGUUGCGGACUCUGCGGAAAUACUCGGCCGACGCGUCUCCUCUCGGAUACGCGCGAAGAAGGACGAAGUCGUCAAGACCGAAGCCGACGCUGCCCUAGGAGAAGAUGCGGAGAUGUCGCCGUUGAGCGCGCCCGAGGAGGAAGAAGAGCCGCCGAAGAAGAAGAGGAGGCGUACGAAGAAGAACGCGGAGCCAGAGGUGUACGAGAUUGAGCCUGUCGAGACGAAGACUACGACUUGGCGAGGGCGCCUGGGAUACGCGUGUCUGAAUACUAUACUGCGCAACGCGAAGCCCGACCCGACGUUCUGCAGCCGCACUUGUCGGCUCGAGACCAUCCGCAAGAACGGGCUUGAGUUCGCGAAGGACCUUGGCAAGCAGAACGCGCGAGACCUUGUGAAGCUCAUUCAGUGGAACGAGGAAAACAACAUACGCUUUCUACGCGUAUCCUCGGAGAUGUUUCCCUUCGCAUCGCACGACAAGCAGGGGUACACUUUGGACUAUGCGGCGGAGGAGCUACGGGCCGCCGGCGAUCUCGCCAAUAAACUUGGGCAUAGGCUUACUUCGCAUCCGGGCCAAUUCACUCAGCUAGGCUCGCCAAGGCCGAAUGUCGUGACGGCUUCCAUGCGCGAGCUCGAAUACCACACUUCAAUGUUUGAGCUCAUGGGCAUCGGCAAGGACGGCGUCAUCAUCAUCCACAUGGGCGGCGUCUAUGGAGACAAACCGUCCACUCUGGAACGCUUUAAGGAGAACUACAAGAAGCUGCCGGAUAAUGUUAAGGAUCGGCUGGUGUUGGAGAACGAUGAAAUGUGUUACAAUGUCGAUGACUUGUUGCCCGUGUGCGAGGAGCUCAAUAUCCCCAUCAUCUUUGACUACCACCACGACUGGAUAUACCCCUCCUCCCAACCUCCCGAACUCCUCCUCCCCCGCAUAAACGCCAUUUGGCACGCGAAAGGCAUCCGCCCCAAACAACACCUCUCCUCCCCGCGCCCCGGCGCCGUAUCAGUAAUGCAACGCCGCGCGCACGCGGGCCGCUGUCCCAGGCUUCCCGAAGCGCUCGAUGUGGAAGGUGCAGGGUGGUGGUGGGCGGGCGAGGGGGAGGAAAGGCACAAGGAGUAUACCGACUUGAUGGUCGAGGCGAAGGAUAAGGAGCAGGCGGUGUUCGAGCUGCAUAGGCGCUACGAGCUUCAACCGGUCGUCUGGGGAAAUCUGCGUCCGGCUAAGCCGGAUCCGCCGUUCGACGCGCCUUCGCCGGCGAAGAAGCGUUCUGCGAAGAAAGCUGCUGAGGCGAACGAGGAAGGCGAUGUGGACGGUGCUGGGGGUGUUGAGCCUGAAGAAGCGGGCGGCGGGUUGGGGCCUGACGAGGAUACUGUUGUCGAGGUCGAUAGUAUGUCGCAAGCGGGCGGUACGCCAAGUCCGCUGAAGCGCACGCGCUCGGCGCGCAAGAAGGUGGAUGUUGUUGAAGAGCAGGAUGAUGCGCUUCCGUCGCCGCCGUCGCCGCCGACAAGGAGGCAAAGCUCGCGUCGUGCUCCUCUUGCUGAGGUGGAAGCCGCUACGUGA